This is a messenger RNA of Cuscuta campestris, 1014 nucleotides long. NCBI's taxonomy places the organism in Eukaryota, Viridiplantae, Streptophyta, Magnoliopsida, Solanales, Convolvulaceae. The record is from the annotation of a GenBank genome assembly.
AUGCUAUUUUGUAGGUGAGGUUGCCUCCAACAGGAGCACAGACACGACGUGCAUGUGAGAAGGGAAAGAAGUUUCUUUUGUCCCCAAAACAGGAGGGAGCUCCCCAUUCUUUCAUUCUGUGUCCCCUUCCUCUCUUCAAACCAUACACAAACAGUCUUACUUUAUGCAUAGGAUGAAAAGUUAAAAGACUCUCCCAUUUACCCUCCAAAUGGUGGUUUACAUUUAUUAAAAGUUGUAUAAAUAAAUGUGAAAUCACAAAUUAUAAAACUCCCCCUGCCCGGAUUUAGUUUUCCACAUUCGUGUUUUUAUGCGUCCUGAUUUGGUUUUCAACUUUCCACAGUUAGUAAACAAGUUAUGAUAGAUAAUCUAAAAUGCGCGGCCUCUGGAUUGCAUAUUAGCAUUGUUGACAUUAAUGAAUGACAAACUCAGUAAGGAGUAAAGAGUAUUUGAUGUUUUUACACGUACUCCUUAAAAUAAGAUAUUUUAGAAAGUAAACAACUAAAUCCGAAUAGAGAGAGAAUGAUUUUCUUUUUUGAAAAAAGGAAGGAAACAAUGACUUAUAGGUGUGCCUUUCAGGUUGUGGAGGCUAGUGACCAUUGCUGCAGACACUUUGGUUAUGUGAGACCAUCAGCAUACAUGCCACACCUAAGUCUCCUUUAUGCCGAUAUCACGGACGAGGAAAAGAAGAGGGUCGAAGAAAGAGCGUAUGCUCUCGACGAGACCAUUAGCAACUUGGACUUCCCCAUAGCUCGCCUGGCUCUUUACAAAUCGGACACACAAGACAAAAGCCUCAAAUCCUGGGCGAAGGUCGACGAGUUUGAUUUGCACCAGAUUUCUUGAUAACAAAUGCCCACCUUGUAUGUGUGAUAUAUCAAGUCUGUUUUAAAUUUUCUUUUUCCUCUCUUUUUAUCUGUUCUUGAUGGUCAGAGCAUGUGUGUAUAGGUGCACUUGACCCUGCUUUGAUGGGGUCGAGUCACUAGUUAAAAGUUUAAUUACUAAAACAAUGUGGCAUAU